Pomacea canaliculata is the source of this 13623-nucleotide messenger RNA. RefSeq names its product phosphatidylinositol 4-phosphate 3-kinase C2 domain-containing subunit alpha-like. The record is from RefSeq and is a predicted model, not a curated record. Gene Ontology annotation, cellular component: cytoplasm; phosphatidylinositol 3-kinase complex; plasma membrane. Gene Ontology annotation, biological process: cell migration; phosphatidylinositol 3-kinase/protein kinase B signal transduction; phosphatidylinositol-mediated signaling. The transcript has 34 exons. Lineage: Eukaryota; Metazoa; Mollusca; Gastropoda; Architaenioglossa; Ampullariidae. The coding region runs from base 1791 to 5951 and encodes 1386 amino acids. Gene Ontology annotation, molecular function: 1-phosphatidylinositol-4-phosphate 3-kinase activity; 1-phosphatidylinositol-3-kinase activity; phosphatidylinositol binding.
UGUAGGCCUUGAAAGGCUAAACCAGUCUAUAAUAUUUUUGGUUGUUUGCUGAACUAUUCUCAAAAUAAUAAUAAUGUUGAACACAUUUAAAAGAAAACUAUAUAAUGGUACUCAUUAGUAAAUCUAAUGUAAGGAUUUGCAUGAGGCAUAUUACAUAGCAGGAGUUUCUAUAUCACAUAGUUUACAAAUAUGGCGAUGAUACCGGAGCAACAACUGGAUAAUCUCAUAAGAUCCUCUAUGUUUACCUUUGGGAGCAGUUGAAAGUCCCAUGGAUACCGCCGUAUUGUCAAAGAGGAAGAAAAUCAUGUAGCACUUACUGAUGUAGGAGUUCUGUAGACUUGAUUUGGCAAAGGUGAUGACUUACAGCUGACAGAAGAACUUUAUUUUACAAUCUGUGACAAUGGCUGCCCAAGGCUGGCAGGAUGGCUACCCCAAUCUUCAGCCUCCCCCGGCACCUCCACGUCGCAGAUCUCCAGUGGAUGCUUCCAUAAUAUCAUCUUCGGGCACUCAUCCCACCGCAGCGCAGCCACCAAUACCCAAACAGAGGACUACUGUGAAGUUUAAGUCUGCUGAAGGAGUCGAAGGUGCUGGUGGUGGUAACACUAGUGGCAGUGAAGUUAGUUCAUCUCGCAGCAGACCAGAGCUCCUCAAAACGAGCUCUUUAUUUACAGGGGACAGUGCAGUAUCAGAAUAUGGUAUUGAUGAUUUGCCACGGCCACAUUCAGUGCAUGUUCCCAGCAGCUCAGGCUUUAUGGCUGAUCUACAAGGUAUAGAUUUUAGCAGCUCUUUACAACGUAAUAUGUUUGGCACCAGUGGCAGCCUCUCAUCGCAGAACCAUUUAAGUUCUUCUUUAGAAGAUCUUGUGUCCAAGCCAAUGGAGUCAGGGUAUCCAGACAUCAGUAGUGCCUUUCGGGAACUCAGGUCAGAGAUGGUGACCCCAAAUAUGAUGGUAGCACCUCCUAACUAUGCUCCUCCAGGUAAAAUAUUUCCCAGCUACAAUUCUUCAAGUGGAGGAAUUGGCUAUGGGUGGAAUCCCUGUCUUUUAGAGCCACAAGCCAACACCCCUUUUAUAGUUCCAAACAACUUGAUGACACCAUCAGGCAGUAGCACUGGGUCUACUGCUGGUGGGGUUUCCCCGGGAUUGUCAUCUUUUCAAGGGAAUGGAAGUUACUCUGGACAAGGUUACCCUGGAAAUCUUUCUAGUCAGCCCAGCACUAAUGUUCUGGGACAGACAGCUUUAGGAGGCCCUUUCCAUGGUGGUAUACUGGGGGGACAAAUGAAUGAAAACAGUCCCUCAUACACUCUCUUUCCGCAAAUGCAGUCAGGGUUGACACGAGCAGCCAGCUGGACCAAUAUUCAUGAUUACAGUAAACCAAGCAAAAACGAUAUUGGGAUCAGUAUAGAAGACAGUGUUUUGCCACAGCCUCAGUGUCAAGAAGAAACUGAGGAAGCUGGCUCAAAUGUUGACCUUAUUAAUCUUCAGCAAGGAUUUCCAGAACAUGAGUAUCUUUCAUUAGAUUUCUUUGACCCUCUAUAUGAACGUGGGCGCAAACAAUCCAUUGAAGUCCAAAACCAAAAUGGUGCUUUAAACUAUUCAAUGGGUGAGGCCUUUUCAGGGUUUUACCAAGAGAAAGGACCUGAUCCAGCUUUGCGACGGCAUCAGCGGCGGACUUUCGCAUGAAAUCUGGGGUGUUUCCACAUCUCAACAACUAGAAAACAGGCCACAGAAAAAGCAUGAGAGCAUUGGUAACUAUCAAUGUGCCAUUGGUUUUGAGACCUUAGCCUUAGAAAUGUUUGGAACUUCAGAUGAAGAGUUUCUUCAAAGCAAAAAUGUCCUAACAACCAGCAAUAUAGAGCCAACGAACUGGCAACCCCAUAGCAGACCAGAUCGACCACCUGCUCACAUGAGGACCUCAGAACAGACUUCACGCUAUGAAAAACUCCGGAAGAGGACAUUUAUUGACCCAGAAGCUGAUGCUUUUUGUCAAAUGGUGGCUGAACUUAAAAAGAAAUAUACUUCAAAAGAUGAAAAGACCAACCUUGGAUGCUUGCUGAGUCCAGUUCACACAAACCAUACCCCAUCAACGCAGAUCAAAGUGGUUAUUCACAUCCCUUUUGAUUCUGAUCCCGUUUCUUUCACUUGUGACACCAAUACCCUUGUGGAGCAUGUGAUCAGCCAGGUGUUAUACAGCGCCUCACCAGUUCAUGGCAGACAACAAACUGCAGAUGACUUUUUCCUGAAGGUGUAUGACAGGACAGAGUAUCUAAGCAAUGACCAGGCUUUAUCUAAGUUUGAGUAUAUUCACCACUGUCUGAAACUGGAUCAGGAUGUCACAUUUGAGAUGGUUACACGAGAGCAAGUGAUGAGACCUUUUAUAAGAACGGUGGAUGAUGAUGCUCAGAUGUUGUACUUCCCUCGAGAAUACAUUAAAACUGAUGAUGAGGCUGUAUCAAAAGAAUCACUGGACAUCCUUCUUGAGAACUUCUAUGAGGCAGUUGACCAGCUGAGUGACAAAGUGAUGCAAAGUCAGACUGAUUACAGCCUGGUGCAGGGUGUGAGACAGUCAGUAAGGGCCAUCUGUGCUGCUCUGGCCAACAUUGAGACCAUCGAUGUUGUUAAGUCAGUCGAUCGGCUUGAACGGGUGGUAGCUGACAUGGUUAGUCCUAAGAAUCGUGCUGUUAAGAUCAUGGGAGGCAGCACUGAUGCAGAUACUAUUGAUGCCAUUAAUGUAGCCAUUCGCUGCUCUUUUGUUGAGGAGUUACAAGAAGUGGUAGAUCAAGUGGUGGCAGCUGUGCGACAGCUGGUACGCAUGUACUGCCAAGCAUACCACACUGAUUUCUUCUUGGGAUGUUCUAUAGAGAUUCCACAUGACCAAACAGAAGUGACAAGUAUACGGGACAGCUUUAUUGUUAACAUCGCAACUGCACAUCGACUUCCAGAGUCUGUACAAACUCAAUAUGAUGAGUUCAAAGUUGUGUGCACCCUGUACCACGGAACACACAGACUUUAUGCAGAUGGGGUUACUUCUUGUCAGCCUCUCAACACAGAAGGCCUCUGUCAACGGGUGGUCUGGGAUGAAUGGUUGCAGUUUGAACUUCCUCUGUGUAAGUUGCCAAGGGAGAUGCGACUGUGUCUGACAUUAUGUGGAAUACGAGUCUCACAAGGAGAAAAUAGAGUAGCUGAUAAAAAUCAAGGAGCUGAUACUAUCACCAAGGAAAAGAUAAUUAUGCCUAUAGGUGCUGCAGCCAUCCAGCUUUAUAGCCAGAGAGGACACCUCCUACAAGGUAAACACUUGGUCCCACUGACCAUGGGAAUAGCAGCAGAUCCCACUAUGCCUUCCUGCAAGACGCUACUUCCAGAUUCCAUCCUUUUACAGGUAAAUCUACCAGACUUUGAGAAGACUAUAUACUUCCCUCCUGUGGUGAAGAUGGCUACUAUCCCUGGCAAAUCAUUUGAUCAACUGAUACCAGAGAUACAGACCAGCAUCAGUGACAUUUUGGAGAAAGAUUACACUGCAACGUUAACAGCUGAAGAGAUGGAGCUGGUGUGGAGGUAUCGACACUACCUGUACACCAAGCCUCGAGUUUUGCCACGAAUUCUGCAAGCCAAAGCUCACCAUGGGUGGGACUGGAACAGUCUGGUUGAUCUGACCUCCUUGCUGCAAGCUUGGCCAGUGUUGCAUCCCACACAGGCUUUUGAGCUGCUGCUGCCACAAUACCCAGACCUGGCUGUUAGGGAGUUUGCAGUUGACAGUCUAGGUCGUCUUCCUGCGGAUGAACUUGUACAUUUUCUACCACAGUUAAUACAGGCACUGAAAUUUGAGAGCUACCACAACUCACCGCUAGCGUGCCUUUUGCUAGAGACCUCUUUUAAGAGUAUUCGUUUUGCCCAUCAUUUCUUCUGGCUGCUCAAGGGUGUGGCAGGUCAAGAUGCAACUUUCAAGCGCCGAUACGAACUCAUGUUUGUGGCAUUGGCAAGUGUGGCUGGAGACACCUUGUACCAGGAGUUUCACAAGCAAGAGGACCUGGUCAAGAUUCUCACCUCUGUGGCUGAAAAAGUCAAAAAUGCCAAAGACAAAGAUAAAAUAUUGAAAGCAGAGCUGCAAGGAAUGUAUGAGUUUCUUGAGGGAAAAGGGAGAGUACUACUUCCUUACAACCCGAGCAUAGAAGUAACUGGUGUUGACAUGAAGUCAUGUUCCUAUUUCACUUCAAAUGCUUUCCCUUUGAAGCUUGUGUUUUUGAACUCCAACCCAAAGGCAGACCCAGUUUAUGUCAUGUUUAAGGUUGGGGAUGACCUUCGCCAAGAUAUGCUGACUUUACAGAUCAUUCGUAUCAUGGACAUGUUAUGGCUACAGGAAGGGCUGGAUCUAAAGAUGAUAACAUUUUCCUGCCUGGCCACAGGGCCUAAGCGAGGUGUGGUGGAGCUUAUAACAGAAUCGGAGACUCUGCGAAAAAUCCAGGUGUUCAGCGGGGUUACAGGGUCUUUCAAAGACCGACCCAUUAAGGAAUGGUUGCAGAAACACAACCCCACUGAACUAGAGUAUAAUAAAGCUGUGGAAAAUUUCAUGCUUUCCUGUGCCGGCUAUUGUGUGGCAACCUACGUGCUGGGAAUUGGAGACCGUCACAAUGACAACAUCAUGCUCAAACAGUCUGGUCAUAUGUUCCAUAUUGACUUCUCAAAAUUCCUUGGUGAUGUACAGAUGUUUGGAAACAUCAAACGUGAUCGGGUGCCAUUUGUGCUCACAUCAGACAUGGCCUAUGUCAUAAACGAUGGUGGUCGGCAAGGUAAUCGCUUCCAGCAGUUUAUAGAUGUGUGCUGCCAUUCUUUCAACAUAUUGCGACAGCAUGGAGACCUCUUUCGAAAUCUAUUUCUCCUGAUGGCCAGAUCAGGGAUUCCUGGUGUCACAGAGCAAGCAGUCACCUACAUCCAAAAGGCCUUAUUGCCAGGACUAACCAAUGCUCAGGCCUCAGCCAUGUUUACUCGCAUGAUUGAAGAAAGUUUGAAGUCUGUCUUCACACAGUUUAACUUUUUCAUCCACAACUUGGCCCAGCUUAAGUUCUCAUCGCACAAUGAAGGAGCACUUCUCUCAUUUGUGCCGAAGACCUACAGUUUGCAGACAGAUGGACGAAUAAAUAAGGUGGAAGUGCACGGCUUUCAGAAACGUUACACACCAGAGAGACACUAUAUUUAUAUUCUGCGUGUGGAACGUGAAGGGCAGCGUGUUCCAACUUAUGUCUUCCGACAUUUUUCUGAAUUUGUGGAGUUUCGGGACAAACUGGCAACCAUGUUUCCUCUGGUUACUUGGAUCAACUUCUCUACACGAGUGGUGUUAGGGAGAAGCAGCAUACGGACUGUAGCUGAGAGCCGUAAAGUUGAGAUAGAGAGUCUGCUGAAGGAGCUGUUCAGUAAAGCUACUGAAAUAUCUCAGUGUGACUUGGUCUACACCUUCUUUCACCCUUUGCUUCGUGAUGAACAAGAAGCUGAUCAGUCCAAAUUAGGUGUGCCCAAGUUAAGAGAGAACAACCCAGUGCUAAUAGCACCAGCACCAUCUGGAAAUACAGGCAUUCAGGGGGAGAUAAGGUUAUCAGUUCAGUACAAGCAUGAGGCAUUGCAGGUCAUGGUCAUGCAUGUGAGAAAUCUGGCUCGAGGCAAUGAACUGCCAAGCCCCUAUGUCAAAACCUAUCUCUUACCUGACCCUGAUAAACAGACCAAGCGUAAGACUAAAACUAUCAAGAACACUGUGCAUCCAACCUUCAAUGAAGUGUUGCAGUACAAAAUGAAGGAGGGAGAACUGCGACAUCGAACACUACAGGUCACUGUUUGGGACCAUGUGUUAGGGGAGAACAACUUUCUUGGUGCUGUGUACAUCAAACUGCGAGACCUAAAUCUGUGCAUGGAAACAAUCAAGUGGUACCCACUGCAAAAGCUUCAGCACACCGGCUUAGCAUAGUUUGUGUACUGCUGAGUGGUCUGAGUUUCAAUACUAAAUUGAUCUUGAAUAGUUUGUAUAUGUUUGAGUGAACUUGGAUGGACUGCAAAGUCAGGAAUGAAUUUCAGAUAUUUGAUAUAAUGCUGAGAGUAAUGUGAAUGAUUAGUAUAAUGCUGGAUAGAUAUGAUGCAUGCCGGUUUCACCCUGAUGAUGAGUUUCUUGACCAUUUUUAGCAUUAUUUAUUAAGAAUUAUUAACAGAAGCAGAUAUUGACAGCAGAAGGCCAAAAUAGAAUGAAAAAUGUAACCACUGAAAAUGUAACGAAUGAAAGUAUACUCGAUAAAGCAACCACAGCUUUUUUUUUUACCAAAGCCCAAAAUCUUUGCCUUAGGAUAAUGCGUGAUAUCGAUACAAAAACAUUUAAUAAUUUUACAAGAAUUUUGAAGAUGGAUGUUUUGCAAAAUGAAGGGAGACAGGAAAUAUAUGUUGAGGGGGAAACAUUUGAUAUUCCUGAGUGAAAUGGUGUGUGUGUGGUUUCUUUAAGACAAAAAAGAAAAAAAAAAUGGGGGCAAAGGAGAGACUUGGGUUUUAAGACCAUCCUUCAAAGCCUUGCAGAAUGUAAGCUGUAAAGGCUGCAACCAGAAUGAGAACUGUGAAUCACAUAUAUGAGGCAAUGCCAUGACAGCUAGUUUAGACUAGUGACAUUAUGAGAAAUAGAAACUUAAUUAAGUAUUUCCUGAAAAAUGGAUGCAAAUGUAUUGAGGCUCAAAAGCUGCUUAGAAAAUUAUGUCAUUUACUCAGAUUUUGAGAAGUAUUAUCAUGUAAGAAAAUAAUCUUAGUUAUUUAGAACGUAAGUUUGCAUUUGAUUUAGCAUUUAAAGUAAUCUUCAUAUGAAAUGCACUUCCUCCUAUUCUGUCCAUAAAAUAUAUUCAGAUGAAGUGCAAAAGAGUUGGUAAUGAUUAAGAACCAGAUGGCAAGUUUCGGUACCUGUUACCCUGUUGCAGGGUAUUCUCAGCGGUGUCCUGUGCUCUAAGUUCAGUGGCCCAUACCAGUGGAAUUGAUCAUCAAAAUGUUCAUGGGACCACCAUAAAAACACAAGCACUGAUGUUUCUUUCAUUAAUGUUGUAGGUGUUUAUUGUAACAUCAUCAUUGUUGGUAUUAUUUUUGCCAUUAACAGUAGUCAGAGUGACUUUAAUUUUUGUGCAAUGAAGACUGAAGAGAUGAGAGAAGUAACAGUGUUUUACUGUUUUGGGGUUUGUUUGUUUUUUUUAUAUGGGGGUUGAGACUGGGAAUCAGACUUUACAAAUAUACAUGCAUUUUGGAGGGUUCAAAUAAGAUUUUUAAGAGAUAUUUCUUGUUUCAUUGUUCACUUCAGUUUGUGUUCUGAGAACUGAAAGUACCUGUGAGUUUUUAUGUAGGGAAAUAUUCAUUGUUGUUGAGACUCUAAGAACUUUAUUGUAUAUCAGAGAAAGCUACACUUGACGAGGAGUUCAAACAGCAGCUAAUGUAACCGGACUGAGUAUGAGUGAUACAAAACAUGAUCUGGGGGGAGGGAGAAGAUAAGAAUGCUUAUCCAUCUCUUCUUCCCAAGGACAAGGACAUAGAAGCAGAGCAAGGUGCAAAUGCCACAGUGAGGGCUAUGUUACCAUCAUCUACAUGCUUGUGUCUUUUUGUAUAAUUGUUGCAGCAGAAUCUUUAUAAAGCAUUUGACCAGACUAAGAACAAACAUGUAAACAAUUCUUUGGAGCAAUGUUGUGCAUAUCUGUACUGUUUUUUUUAAUAUUUUCAGGUAACCUUAUGUAUUUUUCUGGUUUAAUUAUUUACCAACGCCUGUAAGGGUGGAAACAUUUUGACAAGAUCUUUUUAUGUAAUAAUAAUAAUGCAAUUAAUUUAUAUAGGUAUCCAGGUUCUAUGGACAGGCUCAUGGCACUUUACAACUCCCCCCAAAAAACAACAACCAAAAAACACAGACACAGACUGGCUGCAAGUGUUUCUGACCACACCACAGUUCCAGUCAUAGAAUGAUAAGUUUCUUUGGCUGCUCAUUGGGUUGCCUGCAGAAUGCCUAUUUAAAAAAACUGAAAUAAGUUCACGAGCCAUCAGAAGAGAAGCAGUGCAAAUCCACCGAUAUAAUAGCAUGUAGAGUCAAGGCACUCAACUGUUCAUCAUCUUUCACAGAUGAUUUUUUCACAGAUUAGCAUGUGCAAGAAGAACAGAUCAAAAGCUUGUAGUUCAGACCCGCAAUGUCAGUGUUAAUUUAGGAGGAAAGCAGAUCAAUGUAUAUCUGGAAAUAGUUCUUGUCCAUAAAGAAAAUCAUAAUAGGUAUGCUAGGAUCAAUAUAGAACUGGAAUUAGUUCUUUUUGAGAUAACAAAUCUUCGUAGAUAAGCUAUGAUCUACAUGAUUACGUAGAAAAUGCAAAAUCUAUAAUUGUAGAUCAAACAGUAGGUCUAACUGGAGUUGGAGAGAGAUACAGUGAAACCCAAAUAAUUGUUGUGUACAACAAAGUCAGUUAUAAUGAAAAUAACUCCAAUGAGAGGUUAAUGUGGGUUCCACACAUACAAAACACUGAUGCUGAAAAGUAAUGGCUGACACUGGCAACGCUCCGAACAAUUGUUGAAGAAUAAAACUGCAUGAUUCCUACGGUCGAUCAUGAUCACAAAAACACAGCAGAAACUAAAGCUCGAGUCGGUGAUGAACUCAGAGACAAACUGCAUCUCAAUGAAAGUUACAACCAAGUAUAGCAAGAAACAACUUGGGAGCAGGAGAGCUGUCAUACCAGCUAGGCGCAGCCUUGUUCUUCAUUAUGUUGCACUGUUUUUUAAAAAAAAAAACUUUUUGUUAUCUGUGUGUGUUUAUGUUGGUGGGGGUUGGGGGAGGGGAUAGUGUUGGGGAACAGGAAGAAGGCAAACCACACACGUGUACCUGUGCAUGUGCAUACACAGUCAACUAUACAGAACUGUGCAUGUGUUUCUUCUGUUCUAAAAGCAAAGGUAAUUUUGAUUUUAUUUGCAUCAUUCAACUAUUUAAACCUGGAUUGUUUUUUUAAUAUAUACUACAGACGUUGCUAUGGCUUGUAUUCUAAAAUAGCUGCAUCUAUCUUUCAUGCUACACAUGCUUAGAAAUUUUUUGCAUAUAUAUUUUUAAUAUAUAUUGAUACUUUUUACUUUAGGCAGUAAUGAUAAAGAAUUUCCAUAAAAAUUAUACAUUUUUUCCAGUUGUUUGAAACUAAAAUUUGUGAGUACUUUAUUUACUCAAAAUUUGUUGUGUCAUAACCUCUUCUCAAAAAAAAAAAAAAAGCCUUUUAGCAGUGUUGAAAACCAAGCUUUCAGGUUAUACAAAUGGAGAUGCAUUACAUGUCCUGCAUGAUAUUGCCAUCAGACUGUUCUUCUUAUGUGACUUUGCAUAUAUGGAUGGCAAAUAAAGUAAUAGCGCAUUUUUUAUUUUUGCAGUUUAUAGAGCAGGUUAAAUUAAAAAGUUUACGUUUUAUGAAAAAAAGGGCUGUUUAGUUCUCAGCUUUUGUUAGGUUGUAGUUGUAUAUUUCAAGCAAAAUGGCUAAUAGGCAGAGUCGAUGUGUGGAAUUUACGUUUUCAUUUUACAGACUUCUAUUUUGUAAAUACUGCAGUAUAGGCUGAUAAAGUGGCAAAAGUAUUUGUAAGACUGACAACAACAUUGUUUAUUACUGUUGUAGUCUUGUAGACUAUGCAAUGUAGGAAAGGUGCUCUGGCAUUUUUUUAUGGUUUUAAUAUACCAUUACAUAGCAGGUGCAUGUAUGUGUUAUGAACUACAUCGACUGGUUAAAUUUUGUAGUUGGCAUGUGCAUAAUAACAUUUUGUGGACAAUCUGCCAUCCAUCCUGCUAUACAUCCUGUAUACAUGUGUGUGUGAGUGCAUGUUUGAGAGAGAGCUUAAACCUUAGAGCUACAGCUGAUGCCAUCAUAUUCUAAUUUAUGUACAUGUAUUGGGGAGGGACUUGGAGUGGAAGUGUCAUUCUCUGUUGUAUAUACAUAGCACUCAUUAUUACAUAUAUCAACAUAAUUUACAAGUGUGUUUAUAUAUAUUCUGUAAAUGUUUAUGCAUCCUUCUAGUGUCAUUCACAAUCCAUGCAUUGCUCACACUGACUGGUUUUUGCCACAGUUUUACAAGGGUUUAGGGUCUUUCCAGUGUUGCACUGCAAUACUUUAAUGGCAGAUGGCUUCCUAAAGGUACAGCUCCCAUGAUGUUUUGGGAUUUAUUGCAUUUACCUUGAUUCAUUGUUAAAUAGAGCUUAUUUUCUUUAAUGUCUACAUCAAACAUUGUGACAUCAACAGCUUUAUUUCAGUGAGGUUUUAACAGCAUGUAUAUGGCCUGGUUAAGUCUGUGUGUUCAUGACUUAAAAAUUCUGAUGCUGUAAACUGCUGUAUCUGCAGUAGAUAUUGACAUAAAUGGCUAACACAAGGUGAUCGAUUUCUUGGUUUUAGAUACAGGGCAAGUUAAAUUUAUUUGUUUUUGCUUUGUUUUUGCUCUGAUUUUAAUCUUAAAGAAAGAAACUGUAAACAAAAAUCCUUUUAGCACGUUUAUCUUGUUGGGAUAACAAGUUGUCUGAUGGAAGAGAGAGGGUAUCCAUACCAGGAGCUUUUAUCUGGGAAGAAAAUAAUUUUAAUAUUUUGUUCAUGUUUGGGAUGAUGAGGCCAGAUUUGCCCCAUCUGUGUGGAUGCCUAGUGCAGGCUCCUGCUUUCACAGGUUGGCUUUUAGCAUUUACCUGGGUGGGCGGCAGUAUUUCAGAUUAUAUGUGUGUGUGUGUGAGAGAGAAAGAGAAAAAAAAUGGUUAACAUAUUUAUAUUCCUAACAAAAUUUUUAACAAUUGCUUUUAUGUUGAUGUAGUGAGUAAGCUAUUUGAUCAUGUCUAAUUAUUUCAACACUAGUUUGUCAUAACAAAUAUUUUUGUGCUUUUGUUGCUAAAUUUCUCACCUUAAAAUUUGUGCAUGUAGGUAUUUGGGAGCUUUUUCAGAUGAAGUCGUGAUGAGUAUUUGCAUCUGGUGUGGGUUUCUAAAUGCUUCCUUUAAAUUUUUCUGUAUCUUCGGUUUUAUUUGAGAAAGUUUUAAGACAGAUUAUGUCUUCUACAGCUUAUUAUGAGAAAGUUUAUGUCUUUUACAGCUUGUUUAACCAUCAAAUAUUGUUCCUCUUGUGAUUUUUGUUGUACUUCAUUUUUAAAUACUUGUGCAAUCAAUAAAAAUUGGUCACCUCUCAAAUGCCCCACUUCCAAUAUGCUUUGCAUUGAAUGCAAUAUUGCACCAGAAGGAAAUGUUUUAAUCUUUCAUCACUGAUAUUUAUUUACAUUGUAAGUUUAUUUUUUUGCCUCAGUUGAGAAAGGUGUAUAGUCAGGGGAGAGAGGAGGGGCGCAGUAAUUUGGUGGUGUGAGAACUGGACUUCACAUGGUUGACGGUUGGUUCCCUGCUUACCCAGCUUACCUGUGCCUGUGACCCUAAAUUCCUUCACCCCUUAGCCUUCCUACUCAGUGGGAUUUGUCAGUGGGUAAAAGGAGAGGGUUGAGCUCCCCCUUCCACCAGCCAUGCCUUAGACACAGUGAAUAUUUUGGAUUCACUGCCCCUUAGGCCACUAGACUCUUUACCUGAACUCUAUAUACCUGUUAAUGUAAGUUUUUAUUGGAUUGUAUUCCUCUAAAUAACUAAAGGAAAUUGUACACACUAUGUAAGUGUUCUUUGUCUUGUAAACUAGGUGCAUAUUUUAUUUAUAUGAGCAUUUCUUCAGCAAAGUUAACAUUGUUUUUGUUCGAACUCUUGUACGCUACUUCUACUUAACAAGUAUUUUCUUGAACACUUGCAUACUAUUACCCAAUGUUUUUCUUCAUUUAUAAUUUUGCAACUUAAAUAUGUGUAUAUCUUAUAUUACUUGAGCUCUUGAACACAAUUUAGACAAGUUUUUGAAAUUUGACUUUUGUGCAGUAGAAACAUAGUUUGUUUUACACAAAUAUUUGCCCUACUUUUAAGUAGCGUUUUUGCUCAGCUGUGAUUAUUCUUGUUCUGGUCAGUCAUGAUUCAUCAUCGAUCAUUCCAUCACCAUGAUGAUCAUUAUCUCUAACAAUGGUAUGAUCCUGUGAACUAUCCACGGCAGACAUGGCUAUUUGGAUAAAAAAUGCACUUGACACAUCAUGGCAACCGCUGCAAUACAGCAUUGAGUGAGACCUGCUGCUGGUACCAGAAAAGUUCACUUCAGCUUUAACCGUCGCUCCGAUGCUAGAGGAUUGAGUUUGUUGUAAAGUAGAUAAACUACGAAAACUACUCCCUCAGCUUGUGUCUACAUUCUGCACCUUCCUCAGCAAAAGCACCCCUGAUAACCACGCAACAGGCACAUGGGUUCUCAUCGGAGACAAAAAAUAAGAAAAAAAGAAAAAUGUAUUUUCUGUGAACUCAUCUGAUCUUCCUUUCUUCGUCUCAGACUGUCUCGGUGUGGGUGUAACCAUCUGGGGAAAAACCCCCACGAGACAACCUUAAUGAUUAAAUGAAACAUGCGGAUGAAUAUCAAACUGAAUCUUAAGCGGGGGUUAGCACCGUCACGUGACGGUCUUGCAAGAUCAACUUUUUAAUCAUUGGUCGGAUGCAGUGGCGUUUUGCGAUGGAUCAGCAUCACCCCACCCACUCAGCUUCUCUGCUGCCGCUGACAUCGUGCUAUCCAGGACGACUGUCUAUAACCAAAUGGAAAUAAUACAAGUUUACGCUAGUAACAGAUGCUACAGCAGCAAAUAUAUUCCUGUAACCACUUUAUAUUAGCUAUAGAAAUCAGGUGACCAAGUAAGCAAAGCGCAUAGGUACAACAGCUGAUGAUCGAGAAGAUGGUGGACGUUUAUUCAGGUUCAUUAAUGAUCAAAAUCAUCGUGACAGCUGGAUGAUGUUUAGAGUCUUUUUAACUGGUCACAUCUUCGUUAAUUUUGCUGCGACGAGCGAAGCCCGUCAAAGCGAGUGCAGCACCAUUAUCACACAAGCAGGUUCCAAAAUACUUCGUCUUUGGGUCGUCAUUUGGUUAUAGGCUUCUCUGUUCUUUAACGGAGGAUUCGGCAGAGCGGUUCUCAAAAGCUGACCAAGAUGUGAACGGUUAAGAAGACUCCCCCUCCAUUUUUUGUUUGUUUUUUUUUUGAAGUCAGUUGUCUGACCUCAGCACAGUUUAAAUGGGGAAGACAUGAAAAUCAGUUUGAUGAACGUUUGUGCGCCAGUCACUGUAUAAUCGGACUAUCGAGUCUUAAUUUUAUAUCGAGUUUUAAUUUUUAAUCUGGUAUGUACGCGGACUCAACAAGAGUGCAUGUCGGGACCUAAACAUUACCUGACAUUAUUGUUUUCUCGGCCUCAUGGGUCGUGGUCAUUCUAGCGCCUUCUCCACGCGCCUACCGUGCUAUUAACUGAUGGGUCGCAGUCAUGUAAAAUGUGUUUCCUCCAGUUACCUGAACUUCUUGUGUGUGUGAAGGGCCUUCUUAACAAAGCACAUUAUUCAAUGUGUGACCAUGCCAUGUUUGGCUAUUUUGUUUUUGUUUUGUUUUGCGGCAGUCAUAAAAAUAUUGACAAAGUUAACAUAUUCGACAAUGUAUUCGGUUAAGAAAGCCAGUAAAAGGGCAAUAUACAUCAUCAACAUUUCUGCUGAAUUUCCUCAGUGUCUGUCGGUAUAUUUUUUGGUAUUAUUUGAUGCAUUAAAGACGCAUUUAACCA